Molecule: messenger RNA, 1722 nt
Organism: Entrophospora sp. SA101
Lineage: Eukaryota; Fungi; Glomeromycota; Glomeromycetes; Entrophosporales; Entrophosporaceae
Source: the annotation of a GenBank genome assembly
AUGGAAUUGCAUGACUGUAUUGAAUUCGAACCUGAAAACGAGGAUAUACGUUUAGUUAUUGGAGUAGAUUUUGGCACUACAUUUUCGGGGUUUUCUUACGCUUACAUUAAACCAGAGAAAGAGAAGAUAGAAAUUGUAGUGAAUCAAGAAUGGGGCCAUUUCAAAAGUCCUGAUAAAACCAAUACAGUAUUACAAUACGACGAAAGCUAUGAAGAAGUUGUCACUUGGGGAGCUGAUGCAUUAAGCUCUGAGCCUAGUAGAAGAAGAAGACAUGCCAAUAAACCUUUACCAAGACCGGUGGAAUAUUUCAAAUUUUAUUUAGGAAAUGUUCCAGAAAGCAAAAAACCCAAAUUACCUCCCGGAAUUACUUUUGAUAGAGCAAUAACGGAUUAUCUUCGUGAAAUGGCUUACAUGAAGCAGAAAGCAGGCAUUACAAUCAAAGAGAGUGUAAAACAUUGGACUGGAAUUGAUUUUUACAAUCAUGUGCGACUUGUUUUCACAGUACCUGCUGAAUUCACUGAAGAUACCAAGACAAUUAUGAGAAAAUGUAUAUACGAUGCUGGCUUGAUUGAAUCUAUAGGCACACUAAAUCUUCAAUUUACCACUGAACCGGAAGCUGCUGCAAUUCAUUGUAUAAAUAUGUUAAAAGAUCUUGAAUUAGUAACAGGAGCAAAAUACUUGGUUGUUGAUUGUGGUGGAGGAACUGUGGAUUUAACAAUUAGAAAAUUAUUACCAGAUGGACAAAUAGGAGAAGUGACUGAGCAUUCAGGAGGUUUUUUUGGAGGUACCUAUGUUGAUGAUGAGUUCUUAAAAUUUCUUGAAAGUAGAGUAGGUAAAUCUGCAAUGAACAUGUUAAAGGAGAAAUACUACGGUCAGGUUAAUUAUUUAAUACAUAAAUAUUUUUGUCCUGAUAUUAAAAUUCCAUUCACUGGUGAAAAAUCCAAAUUUAAAAUUAUUGAAUUGGACAUUGAGAAAAAAUGUCCAGCACUUAAGCAAUAUGUCACUGGGUCAGAAAGAGAUCAAUUAUCAGAUGAGGAUGAAUGGGUCAUUGAUCUUGAUUUUGAUACUGUGAAAUCAUUUUUUGAUCCAGUAAUCAACAAAAUUUUGAAGUUGAUUGAGAUACAGUUGUCAAAAUGUUCAGACUGUUCAAUGAUGUUUUUGGUUGGAGAAUUCAGCGAAUCAAAAUAUCUUCAAUCUAGAAUUAAACAAAGAUUCGGAGAUCGAUUGAAAAUAGCAAUUCCGCCUGAUAUAGCUACUGCACUUGUAAGGGGUGCAUGUGAAUAUGGACUUGAUAUGAAGAUUGUAAGCACAAGAGUACUAAAAUGGACGUAUGGAAUUAGACUUAGUCAUGAAUGGCAAACUGGUGAUCUGUCAUCUCGUAAAACGACAGAUGAUCAGAUCUAUAAGUUUUCUUUUAUGGCCAGAAAAGGAACAGAAUCGGAUGUGGGCAUGGAAUUUUCCAGGAAUAUGGUUCCUAUUCACCCAGAUCAAACUUCCAUGAGAUUUACCUUCUUUUGUACUGCAGAAUAUAGCGCAACAUAUUGUAGUGAAUCUGAAAUGAAAGAAUUGGGUGGUUUUGUUGUUGAUUUGCCUGACACUCAUUUAGGAUUGAAUCGUUCUGUGCUGCUAACAUUACACUUUGGAUCUGUGGAAAUUGUUGCAAUAGCGAAGAAUAGAGAGAAUGGUAGAAUUUAUCAAACAACGUUUAAAAGGUUAAGAUGA